UUCAGACCCCUCAUGUCUUCAUUCUCACUCGAGGGCUCGAGCGAUGGCACACAUCUGUCUGGAGGGUCAGUACAUGGACAGGCUGCUGAGGAACUGCAUGCCCUGCAGCAAGAUCUGUCACGACUCUAGGCAGCUGGUACCCCGCUGCUCUCAGUACUGCGUGGCCUGGAGCUGUAAAGCCGUGUCCGGUCAGUUCUACGACACGCUGCUGAAGAAGUGUCUGAAGUGCUCCGAGCUGUGUGGCACUCAUCCAGAGGCCUGCGCAGACGCCUGCAGGAGCAGAGGAGCGGAGAUCGGGACGCAGAGGCCGCUUCUCCCCGGCAGAGGGCGCCCCGUGUCCGGAUCAGCGCUGUACUCGGAGGCGCUGCUUUACUCGCUGCUAGGCCUCUGCAUCAUAGUGCUGAUGUUCACACUGACCGCUGCUGUCCUUCUGCUGCUCAAGAGAGCUGCUCAAGAGAGCCAGCAACAGCUGGACACCAAGAAACAACAGCCCAAUAAACUCGGACAAUCCUCCGAAGAUUCUCUGAUGGCUCGGUCAGAUGAAGUGACUCAGGAGGGCAGCGUGACUCAGGAGCGGCCGAGGGCCACAGAAACCUGCGUCUACUGUUUCUCCGAGCACUCGGACCCGCUCCACACACACAGGGAUAAGAGCCGAGCGCUCCGGAUCAUCUGCUCGCCGACGCAGACCAGCAUGUGAAGCGAGGACUGUACGCAUGACAGAAUUCCUAUGGAAAAGUAACUUCAGCUUAGUUUUAAUAAAUGCUGUAUUUUUACACA
Puntigrus tetrazona (Sumatra barb) is the source of this 777-nucleotide messenger RNA. Its product is annotated as tumor necrosis factor receptor superfamily member 13B. Lineage: Eukaryota; Metazoa; Chordata; Actinopteri; Cypriniformes; Cyprinidae. The record is from RefSeq and is a predicted model, not a curated record. The coding region runs from base 44 to 697 and encodes 217 amino acids. Gene Ontology annotation, cellular component: plasma membrane. The transcript has 5 exons.